AUGAAACUCCUACUGAUCGUUGCUUUUAUUGCGGUGGCUUCUGCCAGCCCCGUAGACCGCCUCCAGCGUCUACGCCAACUGAUUGAAGCCGGCAUUGCUGGCCCCACGCCAGUGGUACAAGACCCUAUUGCUGUUGGCCCCGCCAUCAUCAAUCCUGAAGAUCUAAGCCCUAUUGCCAUUGGACCUGCAAUUGUAAAGCCUGAACCUAUUUCUGUAGGCCCCGCUAUUGUUGACGGCAUUAGCCCUAUUUCUGUAGGCCCCGCUAUUGUUGACGAGCUCAGCCCUAUUUCUGUAGGCCCCGCUAUUGUUGACGAGCUCAGCCCUAUUUCUGUAGGCCCCGCUAUUGUUGACGGCAUUAGCCCUAUUUCUGUAGGCCCCGCUAUUGUUGACGAGCUCAGCCCUAUUUCUGUAGGCCCCGCUAUUGUUGACGGCAUUAGCCCUAUUUCUGUAGGCCCCGCUAUUGUUGACGAGCUCAGCCCUAUUUCUGUAGGCCCCGCUAUUGUUGACGAGCUCAGCCCUAUUUCUGUAGGCCCCGCUAUUGUUGACGGCAUUAGCCCUAUUUCUGUAGGCCCGGCUGUUGUUGACGAGCUCAGCCCUAUUUCUGUAGGCCCCGCUAUUGUUGACGACCUCAGUCCUAUUUCUGUAGGCCCUGCUAUUGUUGACGAGCUCAGUCCUAUUUCUGUAGGCCCCGCUAUUGUUGACGAGCUCAGCCCUAUUUCUGUAGGCCCCGCUAUUGUUGACGGCAUUAGCCCUAUUUCUGUAGGCCCCGCUAUUGUUGAUGAGCUGACCCCUAUUUCUGUAGGUCCCGCUAUUGUUGAUGAGAUUACCCCUAUUGCUGUAGGUCCGGCUAUUGUUGAUGGGAUUACCCCUAUUGCUGUAGGUCCGGCUAUCGUAGAAGGGAUCGUACCCCAAGCUGAAGCGACCCCCCUUAUUCAGAUUAUUCUGAACAUCAACGCAGUCACAGGACAAGUUGUCGGUGUGCCUGAAAUCACGCCUGCUGAAGUUGUAGAGCCUGCUGUGCAACCCCCACUUGCAGUGUUCCCUCUUUAA
This is a messenger RNA of Pectinophora gossypiella (pink bollworm), 1050 nucleotides long. RefSeq lists its product as uncharacterized. The record is from RefSeq and is a predicted model, not a curated record. NCBI's taxonomy places the organism in Eukaryota, Metazoa, Arthropoda, Insecta, Lepidoptera, Gelechiidae. Bases 1 to 1050 code for a protein of 349 amino acids. The transcript has a single exon.